Molecule: messenger RNA, 1365 nt
Organism: Periconia digitata
Lineage: Eukaryota; Fungi; Ascomycota; Dothideomycetes; Pleosporales; Periconiaceae
Source: the annotation of a GenBank genome assembly
AUCUAUUUGCAAUAUGGCUCCCGUCGCUGCUGCAGUUACGCGCGUGCUGAUUACCGGGUUCGGGCCGUUCCAAAACGUCCCCGUAAACCCGUCCUUCGCAAUCGUAUCCCGACUCCCAACAACCCUCCCCAACAACAUCGAAAUCUACACGCACCCCUCAGCAAUCCCCGUAUCCUACCACCCAACCAUCGAGCUGCUCCCAGAGCUCUACGGCAGCACGCAACCGGACAUCGCGCUGCACAUCGGGGUAGCCGAAGGGCGGAAGUACUUCGCAGUAGAAGCAGGGUCGUCGCGCAACAACUUCGACCUGAUCCGCGACAACGACGGGCGCAACUUCAGCGACGCCGAAGGCGUCGCUGCAUGGGGCGACUCGCCGACGCGGCUGGACACGGAUCUGGAUCUCGACGGCACGAUUGAGUCGUGGCAGGAGCGCACCAAGGAUUUCAAGUGGCCGGCGAUGCUGUCGCGCGAGAUGCAGAGCAUGGGCGAUGUUGCGGAGCAGAAGGUCGAUGUUAAGGUCUCGCGGGGGCUUUCUGUCGCUAUGGGUAAUGUGGAGGAAGAGGAGAUAAGUGUUAUGGCGCCGGAUCCGGAUGAUGAGGUUAGGUGGAGUGAUAAUGUUGGGUUUUAUUUGUGUGGGUUUAUUUAUUAUGCUGGGAUGGUGCAGAAGAGUCGGAUGACGGCCGCCGAGGGGAGUGCUAAUGCGAGGGUUGGGAAGAGGGAUACGGUAUUUAUGCAUGUGCCGUUGUUGAUUAGCGAUGAGGAGAUUGGGGUUGGGGUUGAUGUUACGACGGAGCUUGUGCAGUCUUUGGUUGAGAACUGGAGGGCUUUGAAGGAGUAGGUGAGAAGGUGGCUGAGGAAUGGUUUGUUCGAUUAGUUGCAUACGUUUUGGUCCGAGGGAUUGUUGUUUUUGCGACGACCGCUGAGCUGUUAUGAGACUCUCUUUCCGUUGUUCAUACUGCUAUGUCAAUUGAGCGUAGUCUGAACCUUUAUUUGGCCCGAAGACGAAGUCAUACAGUGCCUUGUUCAUGAAACGACAUAUUUGAUAACAGAUUGCGAACCCUUCAUGUCGUAGAAAACAGACGGGAUGAGUUGACUUUUUCGGUAUCGAGAAUUGGUGGUGCCUUGAAGUACAGCAACAGACGUCAUUUGCACUGAGCUCAUGUCACGUGACGUAAGUUCAUUCUUCAAUCCAUGGGCAAAGUCCAACGGCGUUUUCAUACUUACCUAGGUAGUAUUUGUACCGGAUUAUACAGGUCAAGAUGCCCGUGACCAAUCAAGUCCGACAAUAGAGGUGAGAUUGACAACUGGAUCGCCGGGCCAGUGUGUCACUUUUUCCUCUAGCUCUUCAACAUUCCUACGCAUCAU